CUCUCUCGGAAAGUGAAAACUGAAAACACGCUGCACACUCUCUGCUCACUCUAUAAAUACUACUUCUCUCUUAUCUCUGAGCCCACGCUUCCCUCUCUCUUUCUCCCUCUCCCUAUCUCUCUUUCUCGGAGUUUUUGUCACUCUGUUUCUGGUGGAAUACAGACACACAGAGCGGUUUUCUGACCUGGGUUUUGGUCAGGGAAAGUUGAAGAAACAAAGAGUGAGUUCUUUUGGGUCUCUUGCAUACACCACAAUGUCGGUUUUCAAAGAUGAAGAUCCUCGCAUCCAUGGCAUUAAAACCAAAAUUCGGGUCGUCCCCAAUUUCCCCAAACCUGGUAUUAUGUUCCAAGAUAUCACAACUUUAUUGCUGGACCCAAAAGCCUUCAAGGACACAAUCGAUUUGUUCGUUGAGAGAUACAAAGGCAAAAACAUUUCAGUGGUUGCAGGAAUUGAGGCUCGAGGUUUUAUCUUUGGCCCUCCCAUUGCAUUGGCAAUAGGAGCAAAGUUUGUUCCCCUGAGAAAGCCAAGGAAGUUGCCUGGAGAUGUUAUUUUUGAAGAGUACACUUUGGAAUAUGGAAGGGACCGUCUUGAGAUGCAUGUUGGAGCAGUAGAACUUGGUGAGCGAGCUCUGGUGGUUGAUGAUUUAAUAGCCACAGGAGGCACACUCUGUGCUGCAAUGAAUUUAUUGGAACGUGUUGGAGCAGAAGUAGUUGAAUGUGCAUGCGUAAUUGAAUUACCAGAUUUACAGGGUCGUGUGCGAUUGAACGGCAAGCCAUUGUAUGUACUAGUUGAAUACCACUGAUCCUGGCAAAAGACUAUAUGAUUCAUCUGUGUUGGUGCUGCAUUAGGAACAUGCACAUUGUGGGCUACUCCCAUAUCCGGAAUCUGAUUUGAUUCACCCUGGCCAUUCCCUUUUCCCCGUUUCAAUGAUUAAUGAUAUUUGAUAAACCUUGGUUGCUGAGACCCUUCAUUUUAGCUAGUACUAGUAGAGCAUAGAGCAUUGAAUUAUGGAAACCGUUCGAUAUGAGAAAACUUCUGCAGGACUCAUUUUCUUUGUUUUUCCAUGAACUCAAUUUUAUGUAACCCCCUCAUUUUGUUUCUCUCA
Messenger RNA from Prunus mume (Japanese apricot), 1105 nucleotides. RefSeq names its product adenine phosphoribosyl transferase 3 (gene APT3). Gene Ontology annotation, biological process: adenine salvage. Lineage: Eukaryota; Viridiplantae; Streptophyta; Magnoliopsida; Rosales; Rosaceae. Gene Ontology annotation, molecular function: adenine phosphoribosyltransferase activity. Gene Ontology annotation, cellular component: cytosol; cytoplasm. The record is from RefSeq and is a predicted model, not a curated record.